AUGUGCAUCUUUUCGGCAUGUGGGCAGGUCGUAUUCGGCUCUAUAAUGGUAUUGUGCCUCAUUCUGACAGCAGUAGCAGCUUUUGAUGGAAAGCUCGUACCAUGGAAUUGUCUGACUGACGAAGAUGUGUGCAAUCCAUGGGAAAAAGCACAAAAAGACUUUCUUAUAGCGGUGGCCGUUUUGCUUUGCCUGGCCAUUUUGUUUCAGCUUUCAUCGCUUGCAUGGAAUAUCUUCACAUUUUGGGCCUGCUGCUGUAAAAAGUACGUUAUCCACCCAUUGAUGGGAUUAUCGCUACUUGUCGCCAUAUUCCUGCUCGCUGCUGUUAUCGUCUAUGUGGUGAUGACACAAGACGAAGCCCGUGGUCUUAUCACCUAUCGGCAUCAUGCAUAUGGUUACACUUUCUGGUUGGCAGUAGCCGCUUUGAUUUUAGCUUUAAUCGAUACGGUGGUCGCAGGAGUAACGGUGUGUGUAGGAGAGCAAGGGCUCUAA
Molecule: messenger RNA, 489 nt
Organism: Haemonchus placei
Lineage: Eukaryota; Metazoa; Nematoda; Chromadorea; Rhabditida; Trichostrongylidae
Source: the annotation of a GenBank genome assembly